This is a messenger RNA of Paramecium tetraurelia, 342 nucleotides long. RefSeq lists its product as uncharacterized. The transcript is spliced from 3 exons. NCBI's taxonomy places the organism in Eukaryota, Ciliophora, Oligohymenophorea, Peniculida, Parameciidae. The record is from RefSeq and is a predicted model, not a curated record.
AUGAUUCAUGGUCCUAAUUCUUAAUUUUCUGGCGCUUUCACUAUAGGCAAAAGAUAUGAAUGUGCCAUAUACCAAACCAAUCCAAAUCCUGGACCAAAUCAUUAUUCAGUAAAUCCCAUAGAUAAACCUACGGGAUAUAAAUUUUCUAAAUCUAACAGGAAACCACUUUAUUAAGCUAGUGUAGCCCCUGAUCCUGGGACUUAUGACUCUAAAUUGCAGGCAAUUAUUAGUAUAACUUAAUUAGGCAAUCAUACCUCACACAUCCUCAGUCAAAUUUACUAAAGCAAAGGAGACAUCUCCUAAAGAAACCGAGAUUGGCCCGGGAUCAUAUAAUUUAUCUGA